AUGCAGACUGCUUCUAAAAACAUUUGUGAAAGCCUGUGCAAUAAAUCCAUCCAUGAAAUUUUCUUGCUACUAAAUAUUCCACGGUCAACUGUUAGUUGUAUUAUAACAAAGUGGAGGCAACUGGGAACAACAGCAAAUCAGCCAUGAAAAAUUACAGAGCGGGGUCAACGCAUGCUGAAGCGCACAGUGCGCAGAAGUCACCAACUGUCUGCAGAGUCAAUAGCUAAAGACCUCCAAUCUUCAUGUGGCCUUCAGAUUAGCACAACAGUGUGUAGAGAGCUUCAUGGAAUGGGUUUUCUUGGCCGAGUAGCUGCUACCAAACCUUACAUCACCAAGAGUAAUGCAAAGAAUCAUAUGCAGUAGUGUAAAGCACACCACCACUGGACUCUAG
Staurois parvus is the source of this 391-nucleotide messenger RNA. The record is from the annotation of a GenBank genome assembly. NCBI's taxonomy places the organism in Eukaryota, Metazoa, Chordata, Amphibia, Anura, Ranidae.